Molecule: messenger RNA, 2412 nt
Organism: Plenodomus lingam JN3
Lineage: Eukaryota; Fungi; Ascomycota; Dothideomycetes; Pleosporales; Leptosphaeriaceae
Source: RefSeq, a predicted model, not a curated record
AUGAUUGCGAUGGGGGGCUGGCUGGCUGGCUGGCUGGCUGAAGCAGAAGGGGGUGAGCAAAGUGGUCACGACUCAGGAAGUGAAUCAUCGGACCAAACUCGCGCCCAACGAUCGGCGGCGGCGGAGGACGAGGAGGAGGACGAGGAGGACGAGGACGAGGAGGAGGACGAGGACGAGGACGAGGACAAGGACAAGGAGGACGAGGACGAGGACGAGGAGGAGGACGAGGACGAGGACGAGGACAAGGACAAGGAGGAGGAGGACGAGGACAAGGACAAGGAGGACGAGGACGAGGACAAGGACAAGGAGGACGAGGACGAGGACGAGGAGGAGGACGAGGACGAGGACGAGGACAAGGACAAGGAGGAGGAGGACGAGGACAAGGACAAGGAGGACGAGGACGAGGACAAGGACAAGGAGGACGAGGCAGAGGAAGAGGAAGCGGAAGUCAGCCAGUCCGUCCGUCCGUCACUUGCCUACUACGGCGCUCGCCUUGAGACGCGGCAGAUAAGAUCAAGCCAAGCCUGGGGCAAUUGCUUUCCUGCAUGCAGACAUCAUCGCCAGUCCUUCUGUGCCUCCGUACUCGAGACACGCGACGAGACCUGUGGGAAUCAUUGGCUUUGGCACCAUUGCCAAACGCUCUCCCUCGGAGCAAAGAAGAUUGAAGCAGCAGCCAUGGCAGACCAUCCCUCACCCAAGUCGGCAACAUCGCCAGGUCACAUGCCCCGCUCGUCAAGUGUACCACGCCUCGCUAGCUCCAAGCUGUUCCUUCCACUGGCCGACUCGUCUGCUUUGUCCACGCGAGGACAGCACCUACCCACACUCUUGUCGCGUCGCCCAUCCACCAUUCGCAGCAAUGAACGCAGGGGCAGCGAGACCGACGAGGAAGACCUCGAGAGCCUCAGGCAGAAUGGCCUCUUCAUGCCCUAUGACAGAGACACGGAUCGUCGAAGCAGCACGGGCGCGCAUGCCUUGAACACGCCGCAGAUGAGAAGUCAAAGGCUGAUUGGUAAUUCCAAUCCCCGAUACAAAUGGGAAAAAUAUUUCAAGAGUGACGAGGAGCUCAAGACGAUGAAAAAGGCAAUGCAGAAUUACCUCUACAUCGAUCGCCUGCUCGACUCGUCCCUGCCACACAACUUGAUUCAAGAAUACACAAACCUCGAAUCUGGCACCGUCAAGAUUCCCACCACCAUCACCGAGGAAUCCUCCGCGACCAUAAGUCCCAUCCCAACCCCAGGCAAUAGUACCCCAGGCUUCACCAGCGAGGCGGGAAGCCUCCUCCCCUCCAGUCGUUCAUCGGACAACUAUGGCACAAACGGUACUCCGAUGGGCACCAACGGCGCCCCGAAACCCAUGGUCAAGCGCACACCGAAGAAUCUCUACAAAGUCCCAGAACCCGACGAGAACACGCCUUUGAUCUCCCACGACGAUGCCAUCCAAGAUGAAGAUGAUGAUGAGAAUGAGGAAGACUCCGUCCAUAAUGCGAAGCUAAAGGAUUGGGUUCCAGAAGAAGAUGAAGACACGGAAUCCCCCAUUGUAAAGCUAGCCCUCUAUGUCAACCUCGUUGCAAACACCAUUCUUCUCAUCAUGAAGAUUGUCGUCGCAGUCAUGACUUCCUCCCUUUCCGUGCUCGCCUCCCUCGUCGACGCUGCACUCGACUUCCUUUCUACGGCCAUUGUCUGGUUCACCAGCUGGAUGAUUGCGCGUCAAGACCGCUACGCCUACCCUGUAGGUCGCCGGCGUCUCGAGCCCAUUGGCGUGCUCAUCUUCUCCGUAAUCAUGAUGACAUCCUUCUUCCAAGUCGGCAUCGAAGGUCUCUCGCGCCUCUCCGGCUCCGACCACACCGUCGUCGAGCUCACCAUCCCCGCCGUCGCAAUCAUGGCGUGCACGGUCGUCAUCAAGGGCCUCUGCUGGCUCUGGUGCCGCCUCAUCCGCAACUCGUCGGUUCAAGCGCUCGCCCAAGACGCAAUGACCGACGUCGUCUUCAACACCUUCUCCAUCCUCUUCCCCCUCGUCGGCUACUUUUUCAAAAUCUGGUGGCUCGACUCCCUCGGCGGCAUCUUGCUGUCCGCAUACGUCAUCAUCAACUGGAGCCGCACCUCUGCAGAGCACAUCCGCAACUUGACGGGCGCCAGUGCGACGGCCGACGAGCGCAAUAUUCUGCUCUACAUGACGAUGCGGUUUGCAAAGAGCAUCAAGCGGAUCCAGGGUCUGCAGGCGUAUCACGCAGGUGACAAGUUGAAUGUCGAGGUCGACAUUGUGGUGGACGAACACAUUAGUCUGAGAGAUAGCCACGAUCUUGGCGAGUCGUUGCAGUAUGUUCUUGAAAGUGUACCCUAUGUCGACCGCGCAUUCGUGCACAUUGAUUACACGGAUUACAACUUCCCAACGCACAUGUCGCAGCAAGAGUAG